Molecule: messenger RNA, 2191 nt
Organism: Lathyrus oleraceus (garden pea)
Lineage: Eukaryota; Viridiplantae; Streptophyta; Magnoliopsida; Fabales; Fabaceae
Exons: 3
Coding region: 1169-2191 (340 amino acids)
Source: RefSeq, a predicted model, not a curated record
UUCAGUUGCAAAGAUCUGGCUCUCCCAACCUAGAUGAAAUGGAUAUGAAGAGUCGUAACUCAGAAACGCCAUGAACAACACGACCGCGAAAAUUGAAAAUCAGCGUAAGGGUCCGAGCGAAUGCUUCUCCAUGUUUCGAAAGAAAGAAUAAUGGCAGGAAACAGCGUUCAUGGCACUGAACCAAGUUGUCGUCAAAGACGAAAUCUCCUCACACAUGAAUGCAAGAACAAAAGGGGAAGAAAUACCUAUCGAGAUCGAUACGUCAAUGAAGAUUGAGAAAUACGAGCGAUUUGGCGACGAAAGCGGAGCUUGAAGACGAUUGGCUUAAAAUCAGAUGAAGUUAUGGAGGUUGAAUAAAUUAGUUGGAAGUGGAAGAAAGGAUUUGCAGAAUCGAAUUCUGGAUCUUUAGUGAAAGAAGAAGCUCCCUCUCCAAUGAAUCAGGGGACAUUCUUGAUCGAGAUCCUGGUUGAGAGACUUCUUUGUUCCAGACAUGAGGCCCGACUUGAAAGAUGACGUCGUCUACAGUUUCUUUGAUCCAGAGAUUGGUGUGUUAAGAGAUAUGAUAGCAUUGAUUACACCUGAUCAUGUGGGGUUGUUCCGUGAGGCCCACGGUGGUAUUUUGAAGUUGGUUUUCAGGCUCACAGACAGUGAUAGGAGCGCCAUUCAUACUCUUCUCCAGUUCUAUGACCCUGGUUUGAGAUGUUUCGUCUUUCCGGAUUACUUGUUGGGACCCUUGAUGGAGGAUUAUGCUAGCAUCCUAGGUAUUCCGAUCAGAGAUCAGAUUCCUUUCUAUGUCACCAAGGGGGAGCCUGAUGUUGUUGAGAUUUCUCGUGCUCUUUAUUUGAGCCCGGAGGUGACCAAGGGGGGUUUGAAGGAGAAAGGAAAGUUACCUGGUUUUCAUCUGAGUUUCUUGGAGGCUAAAGCCAAGGAGCAUGCUGUUGUGGGUAAUUGGAGGACCGUUUGUGCUUUGAUUGCUGUGAGCAUCUAUGGGAUCAUCCUAUUUCCUAAUCAGAAGAAUUUUGUGGAUAUUAAUGCCAUCAGGUUGUUUAUGCAGAGGAAUCCUAUUCCUACCUUGGUUGGGGAUGUUUAUUACUCGGUCCAUAAUCGGAACGAGAAGAGGCGAGGGGGACUGAUCAGAUGUUGUGCUUAGUUGUUACAUAAGUGGUUCAUGGGGUAUUUGCCUUCCAGAGGUGCCUUUGCUUUUCUUGAUCCUACUGUCAAGUGGUCAGUCAGGUUGAUGGGUUUGCGAGCCAAUGACAUAGCUUGGACUCACAACGGUAUGGCUGGACGAGAUUUCAUUUAUAGUUGCGGGAGUCUUCCCAAUGUACCUCUUAUAGGAGUUCAAGGUUGCAUUAAUUACAACCCGGUGCUUCUUAGGAGGCAGAUGGGGUUUGCUGUGGAGGGUCCUCCUCUUGGACGAGAGAUUCAGGAGUCUUUCUAUUUCCCAACUGAGGGUAGUUUGUCACAGUUGAGGCAGGUGUCUGGGGCAUGGCGAAAUAUUCAGAGAAAGGGCAAGGUUCCUUUUGGCAAGAUUAAUAGCAGGUCUCUUCCUCCGUUUGAUGAUUGGCUUAGGAAGAGGAUUGAGCUCACACAUCUACCAUUUCCUGGAGGUGAUCCUUGGUGUCCUUUGAUUGAGGGGCCACGUUCUUUUGUCAGUAUGGAAGAGUUCCUUGAGAUGAAGAAAUCCAGAGAUCAGCUGCAAGCAGAGAAGACUGAAUUGGAGAUGAGUGUUGCUAGGAUUCAGAUGGCUAAUCAGGAAAUCAGAAGGAGGAUGGAAGAUCAGGAUAAGAAACAUGCCAUGGAAGUGAAGCGCUUUGAGAUAGACACUGUCUAUUACCGCAAGAUCAGCCAAGCGUUGGAGUCGUCUACAAAGGAGCAUGACCUUACCAAGGAGAAACUAGCUAGGGCCUUGAGGGUUAUCGAAGAUGAGAAGAGGAGACAAAUCCUUGUGAGGGACCAGAGAGAUGCCAGAACUAAAGUCCUUACCACAGAAUGGGAAGUGGAGAAAGCGAAGAUUAUUGCUGAGAGAGAUCACUAUCUUGCUGAGAGGGAUCAUUACUUCCGACAGAUGAAGAUUCACCAGAAGGAGGUAGGGAGAUUGCAGCAGGAGAACACUGAGCUUAGGUUCGCGGUGAAGUUUACCAAGAUGGUAGAUGAUGCAGAGCCGUUUGUGGGACCUUCAUCAAUGUAG